Molecule: messenger RNA, 1539 nt
Organism: Aspergillus campestris IBT 28561
Lineage: Eukaryota; Fungi; Ascomycota; Eurotiomycetes; Eurotiales; Aspergillaceae
Product: TVP15 family protein
Exons: 6
Coding region: 1-1539 (512 amino acids)
Biological process (GO): vesicle-mediated transport; DNA repair
Cellular component (GO): Golgi membrane
Molecular function (GO): catalytic activity
Source: RefSeq, a predicted model, not a curated record
AUGGAGCCUCCCAAGCGGAAGCGGCCCGAGAAGCCAGACGGACAGACGCCCGCGAGCCUGGAGCCUGGUUUCGAGGAGAGUGGACAGGCGGGGCAAGAACAGCGCGAGCCGCCUACGAAGGUAUCUAAGGGUUCUGCGGCGGGUGGUUCGGAGGGGGCUGCAAAGGAGAAUGUGACACAGGAGGGGAAGCAAUCGUCGAACUGGCCGCACAAGGUUCCUGUUGAUGUGGAGGAGGAGCUUGGAGAUGAGGAGGAUGAGGUUGAUGAGGGAGGUGAAGGUAAAACUGAUGAAGGUGAAGCUUACGGGGAGCCUGGGGAGGACUACAAUGUUGGGGAUGUAGAAGGAGAAGAAGAGGAAGAGGAAGGUGACAACGCCGACGAAGUGGAACUCCUCGACGAGGAACAGGCCGGCAAUAACGAGGCCGACGACAAAGACCUCGAGAACCAACUGGAGCGCGAACUCGGCAGAGACACCGAAGACGACAUGCGCGACGACACCAACGAGGACACGCCUCUCGGCGACGAGCAAGACCAGCCCGACGAAACUACCACCAACGGACCCAAGGUGCAGCGGACGGUCGAGCAGUUCGGACGCACUCCCCUGCACGGCACCUGUGUGGCGGAGAAGCCUUUGACCGCGACGCCGGACACGCUGCUGGCGAUGCUGCUGGACGCGAUGCUCAAGUCGCGGCCCAUCUCGCACGAUCUGUCGCAGCAGGCUGUCAAAAAGGUGCUGGAUGAGGGUUAUCACAAUAUCCAGACGCUGGGAAAUAGUAGCUGGGAGGACCGAACGGGCGUGUUGCGCGAUGGCGGGUAUAACCGGUAUCGGGAGCAGGGGGCUACUAAUUUGGGGGAGGCGGCGCAGUUCAUCAGGGAAAAGUAUAAUGGCGAUCUGAAUAACCUCCUCGAGUCCGCGCAUCAUGACCGGGGUGAAGUGCGAAACCGCGUCAAGGAGUUGAAAGGACUCGGAGAUAUGGGCGUCGACCUCUUCUUCAACAACGUGCAGAGCGUCUGGCCGGAGAUUGCUCCGUUCCUCGAUCAACGGAGUCUGCAGACAGCCGAACAGGUGGGCAUUGGCAGGGAUCUGAACAGCAUCUUUGAAGAACUGGAGGGAGACGCUCUGCAGAUGAGCCGGUUGGCGAAUGGGCUAUCGACCGCUCGUCGGAUUGUGAACAUCGCCGUGGGCGUGAUCAUGGUUCUGGGCGGCAUCGCCCAGUUCUUCCCUCCGUCCAUGGGCUCCAUCAUUGUCGGUGCCUAUGUGAUUGUCUUCGGUCUUCUUGUCGGUGGCCUGGAAUUCCUGCCCACGGUCCCUGACUACGUGUACCGUUACGCUUCGUUCCUCUUCUCCUUCCUCGGCCGGGGCGCUUUCUACAUCUUCGUCGGAUCGAUCAUGCUGCACGGCCACGUCCUGCGCUACAUUGCCGGUUCGCUGGUCGGCUUCGUCGGUGUCGGCUACCUCGCUCUGGAAUUCGUUCCCUCGAUCGAGCCCCCUUCGAACAUGCGCGAGUCCGACCAGGGCUGGGGCGCUGAGCAGGUCUAA